GCCAGGGUUCUGCCUCGUUCGGACUCGAAAAUCACAGCUUAUAAAGGGAACUUACGCCUCAUCGGGAUCACCAACCUAGUCGACCCCUUGCACAUAUGCAUACCGCCCACACUGCCCUCGGCUGAGUAACGGGUAUCCGAUAGUCGAGGCACUGCAGCCCAGGGUUCUCCCUCGUUCGCAUUCGAUUUCAUCGAAAUUGAGUUAGCACCAGAUAAGCGCUCAGCUGCCAUUGGCCCGCAAAAGCGCUGUCGUCAUGAAGAGCGGUCGCCGCAUGCCGCCGGGCUUUCUGUUGUUGUUGCCGAACGGCACUUGCUGCUGUUGCUGUUGCUGUACGCCGAGUACUGAGUACGUCGGAAUCGCACUCGCCGCUCGCCGCUCGCGUGUGUGUGCGUAAAAAGUAAGCUCGGCCACGCGCUGCGCCGCUCGCGGAUUGCGGUCCGGCCGCUAUUUAAGGGCCGGCGUGUGCCCCAACUCCUCAUUAGCCAUAAGAUCUCGCAGAGCCCAGACGCCAGCUCAGUUUACUCCGGACCCAAGUCUGAACGCCCUAAGAACCUAACAAGCUCGAGAUCGCGAGUGCCAAUCGUAUAAGUCUGACAAAAGCCACAAGCAAAGCCGAGAAAACAUGGCCACCAACACAAGUGAAUCCGCGGAGAUGCUGUUCGUGGAGCGGCUGCAGCAGCAGAGUCCUGCUGGUCCUCCGACCAGGACCUGCUCCCAACAACAACCACGCCAGAUGGCCGUGUUCUCCUGUCUCGCCCGCCUGUCUCCCGCCAAGUGCUGGCUCCUGGGCAUCCUGCUGCUGCUGACAGUCGCCUCCAGCUGGCCCUCGGGCACAUCCGCCGCCCCCCGCCGCGCCCGAGGACUGCACCUGAUCUUGGAGCACCGACACCACCGCCCCCACCGCCACCACCAGCAGGCGAGAUCGGCGCGUCCGACUCCCAGGAUCGUAACAUUGCCCACCAACCAGACCGCCCCGACCCAGUGCUCGAGCAUGAGUAUGACGCCCAACAUAUCCGCCCUGGAGGAGGCUCGGAGCGUAGCCGCCAGCACGCGGGAGGCCGUCAUCUGUCUGACCCAGGAAUACGUGGAGAACAUGCACGAAAACGACCUCAAGGGAACCAUCAAGAAAUACUCGUAUCACGAUCUGUCUCUGAAGCAUCCGCUGCAGGUUGAGGUCGGCAAGGUUGCCUUCAACAACGAGAAGGAUACCUUCGAGUACGUGAACCCUGAGACGGUGUCCUCAAUCGAAGAGGAGCUGCCCAAGAUCAUAGAGACGCUGCUUGUGCUGGAGCACCUUUUCGAAAAAAUCGAGUUCCCCUACAAGGCCUGGCACUGCUACUUCGCCAAUUUCAUGAACUUCUUCGAGCACAACAUGCACUGGGCCAUGAGGGUUGCCAACCAGAACGCUGUUUGCAAUGCCGCCUUCUCCGAGUACAACGACAAACACGUAUUGCUGGAGUUCGGCGCCGCCUUGGAGACCAUCAAGGUGCUGACCGUUGUGGAGCACAAGUACGAGCAGCUGAUCGCUCUGAACCCACUGGCACAGUGAUCCGCUGGCCCCCGCAGACCACGUUCCAGACGCAACAAGCCAUACCAAAAACAACCGCCUCCGACGACCCACUGCAAUCUCAAGCUGCUAGGCUACGCCCCGUACUCGUAUAACCAGUGCUAUCCUUAGUUGCCACUGGGAAACCCCCAACUGGCUUAGUCCCAAUUAUUUAUAAUAACUUAUUACCGUCAUCCCCCGCACAGCCAUUCGUAUUUAUAUCGCUUCGCAUCCUAUUUAUAUACAUAUCACCAUACUCACACAACACAUUCACCGCCUCGCAGGCUCGAUAACUUAUGAAAACUACCGCUUAAGUGAAUUUUUUUACACCAUUGUAUUAUGACUUUCAAUAAAUUAUAUUGAUUAUGCGCAUGA
Molecule: messenger RNA, 1921 nt
Organism: Drosophila biarmipes
Lineage: Eukaryota; Metazoa; Arthropoda; Insecta; Diptera; Drosophilidae
Exons: 3
Coding region: 623-1549 (308 amino acids)
Source: RefSeq, a predicted model, not a curated record